Molecule: messenger RNA, 1569 nt
Organism: Penicillium odoratum
Lineage: Eukaryota; Fungi; Ascomycota; Eurotiomycetes; Eurotiales; Aspergillaceae
Product: putative GABA permease
Exons: 6
Coding region: 1-1569 (522 amino acids)
Biological process (GO): transmembrane transport
Cellular component (GO): membrane
Molecular function (GO): transmembrane transporter activity
Source: RefSeq, a predicted model, not a curated record
AUGAAGCAAAUCAGUACGAUGGGAAUGGAGGAGAUUGGUGAACGGUCGAGCAAGGAGCUCGACGACGCCAAUUUGGCACGCAUGGGAAAGCGUCCGGUGCUCAAGCGGAAUUUCGGAUUGAUGUCCAUGCUGGGCUUCAGCUGUACUAUCUUGAUUACUUGGGAAGGAAUUGUCGUUGGUGGUCCUGCAGGUGCAGUUUACGGUUUCCUCUUCGUCUGGCUUGGUGUCGCUUCCACAUUCGUUGUUCUAUCUGAAUUGGCGUCUAUGGCUCCAACUUCUGGAGGUCAGUAUCACUGGUGCUCGAUGCUUGCCCCGCGAUCAUGCAUGAAGCUAUUAAGCUAUCUGACAGGAAACAUUGAAGGCUGGCUCACUGUUAUCGGAUGGCAAGCGACAUAUGCAACAUCCUGCUACUUGUGUGGAACAUUAAUUCAAGGACUCAUCGUUCUAACACAGAAAGACUACAACCCCAAAAGCUGGCAUGGAGUGCUCUUAUUCUGGGCUGUUGCAUUAUUUUCUGUGUCCAUCAACGUGGUUGGUGGAAAGCUUUUGCCUCGGUUUGAAGGCUUUAUUUUGAUUCUUCACAUUCUCGGCUUUUUUGCGAUUCUUAUCCCUCUAACCUAUAUGGCCGACCAUGGGAGUGCAAAGGAGGUUUUUACAAAGUUUUUGAAUCUCGGAGAGUUCCCCUCACAGGGAUUGUCCUUCUUCGUUGGCAUUGUUGGAUGUAUAUUUGCAUUUGCUGGAGGCGAUGCCGCAGUCCAUAUGUCCGAGGAAAUCACCAAUGCGUCGACAGCGGUUCCUACAUCCAUAAUGCUGAGUGUUCUUAUCAAUGGCGCUCUCGGUUUUGGCAUGCUACUCGCCAUGCUAUUCUGCCUCGGCGACAUGAGCGAGGCCCUGGAAUCCGCCACAGGGUACCCAUUCAUGUCUAUAUUUCUUCAGGCUACCGGCUCUGUAGCAGGAACUGCCGUUAUGUGCUCCAUCAUUACCACUAUGGGUAUCACAACCUCGGUUGGAAUGUUAGCCUCGGCCUCACGACAACUUUGGGCCUUCGCGCGUGAUCGAGGUAUCCCUGGCUGGCGAGUUUGGAGCCAGGUUCAUGGGGGAACUGCAGUUCCUGUCUACUCUGUUCUGCUGACGACCGUGGUGGUUUGCCUUCUGGCUAUUAUCAACAUCGGAUCCUCGGUAGCCUUUAAUGACCUUGUUGCUAUGUCAAUAUCUGGUCUUUAUAUGUCCUAUAUGGUCGUGGCUGGUCUCUUGCUUCAUCGACGCUGCACUGGGGGCAUCAGCAAUGUCCGGAGCAGUGAUACUGCCGUUGUGAACACUGUUGGUGCGAAACUUGUCUGGGGCCCAUUCCAUAUUCCAGGCAUGUGGGGUAUUCUGAUCAAUACCUUUGCGCUCGUUUAUAUGACAAUUGCUGUGUUCUUCAGCUUUUGGCCACCUUCUUGGCAGGUGACUGUCACGACCAUGAACUUCAGUGUGGUAGGCACUUUCGGGGUGAUUUUCUUGAGUCUGCUUUAUUAUGUCAUCCGUGCCAGGCACGUUUACGAUGGGCCCAUUGUUGAGGUGGAGUAA